This is a messenger RNA of Penicillium samsonianum, 705 nucleotides long. RefSeq lists its product as uncharacterized. The transcript has a single exon. NCBI's taxonomy places the organism in Eukaryota, Fungi, Ascomycota, Eurotiomycetes, Eurotiales, Aspergillaceae. The record is from RefSeq and is a predicted model, not a curated record. The coding region runs from base 1 to 705 and encodes 234 amino acids.
AUGACAACCAACAUCCCCGAAAUCCUCCUGCUCUGCAUGGACAAGGACUUCAUAACAGCCUUCAACGAUGCCCUCGAAAAGACCUGGCCAGAUCACAACCCACAAAAACUAAAGAUAACCCUAAUACACGAGCGCCUUAACUCCCUCCCAGAAGGAACAACCUUCGACCUAAUCGUCUCACCCGCAAACUCCUACGCCCGCCUCGACGGAGCCUUCGACCACGCCAUCUCAAUGACCUUCAGCCCACGACAAGACUACCACGCCCUGACACGCGCAGCGCAAACAGUCCUCUAUGAAAAAUGGCGCGGUUUUGCACCGCCAGGCUCGUGCACACUUGUCGAGUUCCCGGAUGACCUAAAGCAGAACAAAUACGGCUGCGGAUGGGUGGCUAUUUGUCCGACGAUGCGUGAGCCUGGGGAUGUCCGGUGGGACAAGGAGAUUGUCUAUGAGUGUGUUUGGAGCUUGCUGUGUCAGGUUGAGGGACAUAAUCGUGCUGCGGAGGGGGAGGGGAAGAUUGGGAGAAUUAUUAUGACGCCGUUGGCUGUGGGCGUUGGGAAGGUUAGUAAGGAGCGCUGGGCGGUGCAGACGGUGCUUGCGCUGAGACAGUUUGUUGAUGCUAUUGAGAGGCCUGCGAGGUGGGGGAAUUUGGACUGGAAGGAUAUUGAAAAGGAUUCUACUGAGGUUGUGAGGACUUGGGCGUUGUGA